AGUACAUUCCCCACAUUCUUCCCCCUCCUCCAACAUGCAUCGUACUUCUCCUUCAGCUCGGUCUAUAGACAAAGUUGACAUAUCACAACCCGCAGCCAUUCGCAUCAGGGUUCCGACCACACCAGCCAGCGUCUCUUAUACAUACCAAAAGCCUACAGUAGACACCAUGGACUCCAACCGCGGCUUCCUGCGCCGGCGACGCGUUCUAUACCCCCUCAUCGCACUCACUCUUUUCUUCGUGUUCAUAUUCUCUCCGCACGACCUGUUCUCCCUCCCGUCGGGGGUGAAGGACCUGAGCGGCUCGCUCUCGCCCGCUAGCAUCUCGCAACUCGUCCACAACAGAGCGGACGAGAUCCACGGGCUGCUGUAUUUCGUCGUGAACAAGCCCGACAAGAUGCUGAGCCUCGAGUCGCCCGAGCUUCUGGGGCUGGACCCUGCGAAGCCGAUCGACUUGAAGGUGUACGAGAGUGGGGAUCUGACCAAGCCCAAUUGGGCCAAGAGAGUCAAGGAAUUGGAUGCUCAGACCCCGUUGGUUGUGUUCAGUAAGACAUAUUGCCCAUACUCAAAGAGGGCUAAAGAGCUCCUUGCCUCGUAUGACCUCUUCCCGCCUCCGAAAGUCAUUGAAGUAGACCUCCGCGACGACGGUGAUCUGAUCAAAGUCAUUCUCACGCGUCUCACGUCGCGCAGCACUUUCCCCAACGCGAUACUCAAGGGCAACUCCAUCGGAGGCUCCGACGAUCUUCAGAGCUUGCAUCGCAGUGGUCAGCUCCGAGCUCUCCUUGAGAAGGCUGGGAUGAAGGUUCGAGCGGACAUCAAAGUAGAGGGCCAGUCAUAAGCAGAGUCAUUGUCGAUGGACUAGCAUGUGGUUUUUUUCUUAUGUGUAUUACAAGCAAUACGCGAACGGACGUCAGGCUCAGUGCCGAACGGUCGCUAUCGUGUAGAAGAACAGCUGCGUCAUGUAAAACAUAAAUACAUGAAUGUCACCGAUCUGAAG
Molecule: messenger RNA, 994 nt
Organism: Heterobasidion irregulare TC 32-1
Lineage: Eukaryota; Fungi; Basidiomycota; Agaricomycetes; Russulales; Bondarzewiaceae
Product: glutaredoxin
Exons: 4
Coding region: 35-835 (266 amino acids)
Biological process (GO): cellular response to oxidative stress
Cellular component (GO): cytoplasm
Molecular function (GO): glutathione disulfide oxidoreductase activity
Source: RefSeq, a predicted model, not a curated record